AUGGGGACCACUGAAGCCACGCUCCGGAUGGAAAACGUGGAUGUGAAGGAAGAAUGGCAGGACGAAAAUCUGCCCAGGCCACUCUCGGAAGAGACGGGGAUGGACUUGCUUGGCAGUGCCACAGAAGACACAUCCUCCCCUCCCAACACUCUGAACUUCAAUGCGGCUCAUCGUAAGCGGAAGACGCUGGUGGCCCCCGAGAUCAACAUUUCCCUGGACCAGAGCGAGGGCUCCCUGCUGUCCGAUGACUUCCUGGACACCCCCGAUGACCUGGAUAUCAAUGUGGAUGACAUCGAGACCCCAGAUGAGACCGACUCGCUGGAAUUCCUGGGGAACGGCAAUGAAUUGGAGUGGGAAGAUGACACCCCCGUGGCCGCCGCCAAGAAUAUGCCUGGGGAUAGUGCGGACCUGUUCGGAGAUGGCUCCGCCGAGGACGGCAGUGCCGCCAACGGGCGUCUGUGGCGGACAGUUAUCAUUGGGGAACAGGAACACCGGAUUGACCUGCACAUGAUCCGGCCCUACAUGAGGGUGGUGACCCACGGAGGGUACUACGGGGAAGGUCUCAACGCCAUCAUCGUCUUUGCCGCCUGCUUCCUCCCAGACAGCAGCUCCCCCGACUACCACUAUAUCAUGGAGAACCUCUUCCUGUACGUCAUCAGCAGUCUGGAACUCCUUGUGGCCGAGGAUUACAUGAUCGUGUACCUGAACGGUGCCACGCCUCGGCGAAGGAUGCCCGGCAUCAGCUGGCUGAAGAAGUGUUACCAGAUGAUUGACAGGAGACUGCGCAAAAACCUGAAGUCCUUAAUCAUUGUCCACCCAUCCUGGUUCAUCCGCACUGUGCUGGCCAUCUCCCGCCCUUUCAUCAGCGUCAAGUUCAUCAACAAGAUCCAGUAUGUGCACAGCUUGGAAGAUCUGGAGCAGCUCAUCCCCAUGGAGCACGUGCAGAUCCCAGACUGCGUGCUACAGUACGAAGAGGAAAGGCUCAAGGCCAGGAGAGAAAGCGCAAGGCCGCAGCCAGAGUGCGUCCUGCCCAGGUCUGAAGAGAAGGCAGAGGCGGGGCUGGCGGAGGACAGGUCUGCUCUGGCCACAGAAGAUCAGGAAACAAGGUGGGUGGGAAGCGGGGCGAUCUUGGCACCUUUUUUGGAAACAUUCUAAGUGGAACCUACCCUGGGAUGAGUGCCUCAUGACUUAUUGUUGAUGGAGGGAGGAUGCUGCACCAGGGAGGCAGGGAGACCGUGGUUACCAUGACAACAGGGCCUCCUCUGGGGCCAGGCAGCCGGUCCCUGCUCCACUCCAGCGGGGCGUCAUUAACGGGAGGCCCCAGAGCUGAGCCACACAGCGGCCCUGACUGAGAUGUCCACCCAGAGCCAGGCCCCCUGAAGCCCAGGAUUUUACUCAGCCAGAGGGUGCACUGUCUGCCCACAACCUAUCUCAGUGUGUCUGCCUGGCUCUGCAUGCCAGGAAAAGCCUCCCUGUGUGUCACGGGUCCUGGAGACCACCCUCGGGGGCAGUGGUUUGCUAGAAGGACUCACAGGACUCAGCAAAGCUGAUCUGCUCACAGUUAUGGUUUAUUAAAGUGGAAGUGUGGGUACAGCUCAAAGUCAGCAAUAGGAAAAAGAGCGUGGGGUGGGGUGAGGGGAGACAGGUGCACGCUCCCAAUUGUUGUC
This is a messenger RNA of Balaenoptera ricei (Rice's whale), 1667 nucleotides long. RefSeq names its product ATCAY kinesin light chain interacting caytaxin (gene ATCAY). NCBI's taxonomy places the organism in Eukaryota, Metazoa, Chordata, Mammalia, Artiodactyla, Balaenopteridae. Gene Ontology annotation, biological process: apoptotic process. The record is from RefSeq and is a predicted model, not a curated record. The coding region runs from base 1 to 1155 and encodes 384 amino acids. Gene Ontology annotation, cellular component: cytoplasm. The transcript has 11 exons.